Molecule: messenger RNA, 1592 nt
Organism: Boeremia exigua
Lineage: Eukaryota; Fungi; Ascomycota; Dothideomycetes; Pleosporales; Didymellaceae
Product: G protein-coupled glucose receptor regulating Gpa2-domain-containing protein
Exons: 2
Coding region: 189-1493 (434 amino acids)
Biological process (GO): adenylate cyclase-activating G protein-coupled receptor signaling pathway
Cellular component (GO): plasma membrane
Molecular function (GO): G protein-coupled receptor activity
Source: RefSeq, a predicted model, not a curated record
UCAUUCGGUGUCCAUCAGCCACGCCAACCUUACCCCACGUUUUCUUAAGAGGGCACGAGACAAAACGUCUUGGAAUCGAACGUACUGCUUUGUUCUGCACAAUGUCUUGAAAACAACGAGUCAGGCCACGCCCCGUCCAAUCUCUACAGUGGUUUCCUCGAACGAUCCAAGCGCAGCCAACUUUCGACAUGGAGAACUUCGAUCAGGCGUCCGGGCAUAGCCUGGAGAAGCGAUACUACCCGUACCCAAACAGCCUGGAUCCGCUCACGCCACUCUAUCGUACUGGUCUCAUUCCUGUCACCCUCUUCGCCACCAUGUCGCUGCUCAGUGUCACGACUCUUCUAGUCUUCAUCACACAUCGAUUGGUGAGCUGGCGAAAGCACUACAGAGAGUAUGUCGGGUACAACCAAUAUGUCAUUCUUAUCUACAAUCUCCUGCUGGCGGAUCUCCAGCAGGCGAUCGCAUUCGUCAUGUCGUUCCACUGGCUUCGCAUCAACAAGAUAUUGGCUCCAACUGCGCCUUGUUUUAUCCAAGCAUGGUUCUUGCAGAUUGGGGAUGUAUCGAGCGGCUUCUUCGUCCUCGCUAUUGCGGUUCACACGUGGCUGGGUGUCGUCAAAGGCUACAAGAUGCCAUACAAGUGGUUCGUCGUUUCGAUCCUGUGCCUGUGGGGGUUCGCCUUGCUGUUAACUGUUCUGGGCCCGCUCAUGUACCGGGAUCGAUACUUUGGACGAGCGGGUGGAUGGUGCUGGGUAUCCACUGACUACCAGAGCGAACGCCUGUGGCUUCACUACCUCUGGAUCUUCAUUGUCGAAUUCGGCACGAUAGGCAUCUACGGCCACAUCUUCAUCCACCUCCGUGGCCGCAUCCAAACCAUUAUGAACAACAACACCACGAAGCUGACCCGCGCAACGAAGUUCAUGGUCAUGUACCCAGCCGUCUAUGUUAUCCUCACGCUCCCUAUCGCAGUCGGCCGCAUGGUCGCCAUGACCGGAACUGCCAUGCCCGAUGUCUUCUUCUGCAUCGCCGGCUCGCUACUCACAUCCUGUGGCUGGAUCGACGCGCUCCUGUACACACUGACCCGGCGCAUUCUCGUCACCAACGAAAUCUCCACCGCCCAGUACAACCGCACCGUCGUCACAAUGAUCAACACCAAUAACACUGGCGCCCGACCCGGCGAUCUCGAACACUACGGACUCACGUCUAUGGAUAAGGACAUACCCGCGCGCUCCGUCACCAUCGUCGGCGGCAGCAAUAGGCUGUCGCGCAUGGUGGACGGCCGCCUCGGCCGCACCCAGACCCGCAAAUCCCACAUGGAUUCGGUACGCGAGGACAGCCCGACAGGCAGCCAGGACUCGAUCAUCAAAGGGAGCCCGCUGGGCGACGGCAUCACCGUGCAAGUCGAAACCAACAUCCACGUUUCGAGCGCAGACGACGACGCGGUAUCGCCGAUGCGCGAGCAAAGCCACAGUGCUCUGCAGCCGCAUGCACGGUGAGCCGGGGCGGGGGUGGGGCUGAGUCGGUAGAUCGUGGACGCGGGCAGAGCAUCGAUUGUGGGGACAAAGGAGCGGCUCCCGCGGAUGGUCGCGGGGAGG